AUGGCUCCCGACGGGGCACCCGCGGCCUCCGCUCGCCGCCGGGACCUGCGGGGCGACAGCGGCCACAAGAGAGCACUGGGCUGUUCCAAGGAGGAACUUGUGAGACUGAAGGGAGGACAGGGGCUGGCAAGGGCAGAUGUCAUCAGGGUGGUCAUUAAGAGCAGCCAGCAGCAUCUCACCCUGCAGAGCUGGGAAUUGUGCAUCGUGUCUAGCAGCAGCACCCAGAGCAUCUGCACUCCAGCAGCACCAGAAUCUCUGCACUCCAGCAGCACCAGAACAUCUGCACUCCAGCAGCACCAGAAUCUCUGCACUCCAGCAGCACCAGAACAUCUGCACUCCAGCAGCACCAGAACAUCUGCACUCCAGCAGCACCAGAAUAUCAGAACAUCUGCACUGCAGCAGCACCCAGAGCAUCUGCACUCCAGCAGCACCAGAACAUCAGAACAUCUGCACUCCAGCAGCACCAGAGCAUCUGCACUCCAGCAGCACCAGAACAUCUGCACUCCAGCAGCACCAGAACAUCUGCACUCCAGCAGCACCCAGAGCAUCUGCACUCCAGCAGCACCAGAAUCUCUGCACUCCAGCAGCACCCAGAACAUCAGAGCAUCUGCACUCCAGCAGCACCCAGAGCAUCUGCACUCCAGCAGCACCAGAAUCUCUGCACUCCAGCAGCACCCAGAGCAUCUGCACUCCAGCAGCACUAGAACAUCAGAACAUCUGCACUCCAGCAGCACCAGAACAUCAGAACAUCUGCACUCCAGCAGCACCCUCUCCAUUCUGAAGCAGCACUCCUGGCUCAUCAGGCAACCUCGGGUUUCCAGCAGCUGGGUCAAGAGCAGAGAGAAGCAACAGAUUCAAGUAACAAGUAAUGCUGGGGAAAACCAGCAGUUGCGCAAGUGGCUGUGACAGCAGCAUUUACUGGUUUGCUCAGCUCUUCCCAGCUGUGGCCUCUCUGCCAGAAAAUGGCAGUGCUCCCCUUAUCCAGGAAUAUCCCUGCCUGCUCAGCCCCAGUGUAGUUUGGGUGCAGUGUCUGCAGCUCUGGAUUUGCUGUACUCUGACGUGCCUGGGAGCACUUCCUACUUCAGAACUAAAAGAAUAAUAAAAGUUGAACAAACACUUCGUGGUAUUAACAUAAGAUGUUUAAAUAAAAAAAAAAUUAAAGUCACAGAAUAUUUUAUCCCGCCCAGACUGAUGUGAAGAGCAGAAGAUUUAUGCCUAUUGCUAAGCAAAUACCUCCUAAGAAGUCACAUCCCCCUGGGAAGUGGUUUGUGUUCCAAGGAGCUGCAAGCAGAGCAGCAGUGUCUCCUCUGGGCACCCAGAAGUCAGGGAAGGAUGUGGCAGCCCCUCUGAAGUCCCAAUGAUUAACUCCUGGACAACUUCGGGACAUUCUCUGCAAAGUGGGCUUGUGAAUCUCUGGGGACACAGGCUGGGUUUCCCCAGUUUUGCUAGGAAUGGGAGGUCCUGGCUCUAAUCACACAUUGCCUGUCAGGAAACUCAUUUCCUCCUUUCUGGGACCGGGCCAGUGGUGUCAGCACGGACCCAGGCCAUGGGUUUGUGUGGUCACAGAGAUCAUGGGGUCACUGGGGACGUGUGAUCAUUGGGGAC
Molecule: messenger RNA, 1605 nt
Organism: Oenanthe melanoleuca
Lineage: Eukaryota; Metazoa; Chordata; Aves; Passeriformes; Muscicapidae
Exons: 3
Coding region: 1-906 (301 amino acids)
Source: RefSeq, a predicted model, not a curated record